Molecule: messenger RNA, 2028 nt
Organism: Penicillium soppii
Lineage: Eukaryota; Fungi; Ascomycota; Eurotiomycetes; Eurotiales; Aspergillaceae
Exons: 2
Coding region: 1-2028 (675 amino acids)
Source: RefSeq, a predicted model, not a curated record
AUGCAUACCGACUUUGUGAAACCCCACGAGAUGAAGGAAAGGACCCAACACCCCUAUGGGUCUGUGCCAGCUGAUGAACAGCAAUCCAAUUCGUCCUCAGUCGAGGACACUCCAGUAGAGGAAUCGUCAUACGGCCACCAUGAUCACCAAAAAGUCACAUAUUCAACAAUUAAUCAGGAAGAGCAGGACAAAAUCGAGCCGCAGCCUCUCGGUACCUCUUGGCUUGAUAAGACUUUGCGUCUGGGGUUCGAUCUAAUUGUGGCAAUCAGUGCCCUGUUCUUUACGAUUUUCGGCAUUUGGGUGUAUCGCAUGGAUGGUACACCCGCCGGUCCAGGGACAACAGGCUCCAAACUCUUUGAAGCCUCACAAUAUGCGCCAACCAUCUUCCCAGUUCUAUUCGCUGCCAUCGCCGGUAGCAGUAUGAAGAGCAUUGCGUUGUGGCGCGUCCAGACACGCCAAGGUGCAACCAUCGGGCUGGUGCAGCAGUGUCUCGGCAGCCAGACCAUCUCAAGUGCCUUCCUUACACAAGUACGAUUGAGAGCUAUUAAUACUUUCGCUAUAUUCUCUGUGAUUUUGUGGUGCCUAUCUCCGUUGGGAAGCCAAGCAUCUCUCAGAGUGAUAUCUAUCGUGGAUGAUUACUUAGAAGUCCCCAUGAACAUGAGCACAGUGAAUACCUUUUCUGAGUAUCAAUACGGUUACUCUGAAGGGGUUGGAGAAGCAGGAACAAGGAUAUCAAGCCCCGUUGCUGCUGCAAUAUCAGCGGCCUCGCUUCUUGGAUCCCGUAAUCAAGACCUUUGGGGGAACAUUCGCUUUCCUAUGAUGGAGAAUCUUGAGACUAGCAGUGAUGAAUGGGUUGAUUUGCCUCAUACCAGCAAUUUGACAUAUUCCUCCCUUGUAGGUACACCAGUGGGUACAUUGCCUAGCUCAGGCAACAUAUCUUUUACCCUCCCCGGUUCUUAUCUUUCCAUCUCUUGUCCAGACUUCGGUACCUCACAGACUUCUGAAUUUUUCAACUGGAUAAGCAGGACUCCUCCAAACGGAAACCACUGCGAUUGGGCGAGCUCAAAGACAUCCAACGAACAGUUCAAGAUCGCCAUUUCUCGGCAAUGUACUGGCAGCAGAAUGAACACCACGACUCAUAAUGCCCGAAAGCUUAUUUGGGAGUCAUCCACGUUCAAUAACAACACCGACUGGACAUGGGCUGCGUGCGAUCUCACUACAACUUACGUUGAUGCCAAUAUGACAUGCACUGGGAGCUCAUCCGGGAGUUCAUUAUUGAGCACCUGCAAACUAUCCGCUGCUCGCCGCUCGCCCAAUUACCAGUUUCAUACCAAUUGGACUGUUUUUGAUAUAAUCGGUAAUGGAAAUUACAACUUCUCAGGCCCGAAUUCUGAUGCCGAUGGUGUUUUGAGCAUCCUCACUGGCCUAUAUCCUCGUCUACUACCCACAGCUGGCAUAGAGCCCGUCCUCGCCUAUCUCAUCAACCCUUAUCACGCCGUAGGACUAGGUGAAUCUCAGGAGACCAUGAAAACCUACGCUAUUGGCCGCCGGGUAUUCCAGACCCGUCUAGCACAGCUUCUGAAUUCGAUUCUCUAUAUAGGAAUCGAUCCCACCGUAUUCACGGGGUCUUGGGAUUUGUCCCAUAUAGUGACGAAUGAGCAUGCUUUCAACUUCACUGCCAUUAACAGCCACCAGUAUCAAGUCGUCAGGUGUAGCCGGCCUUGGCUUGGUGUGCUCAUCGUUUCAUCACUAACUAUCUUCAUCUGUGCGCUGAUCGGCGCUACUCUGCGUAUUAUUACGCUAGCUCCUGACAUCCUAAGCCCGAUCACUGCUGUCUUUUUGCAUAACAAAACAACCGGAGUUGUCGGAUCUUCGACGUGGUCUUCUGAUGAGUGGGCCAGAAAUUUGAGCGACACUAAAAUUUAUCUUGGGGACAUUGAACCUGGGGCUGAAAUUGGUUGUAUUGCAUUGGCAACUUCGACGCGAAAUGUGCAGGCAAUUUCGUCAACGGGAAGGUAUUAUUUAUAA